AUGCAAGCCAACCUGGGUAGUUCGAUAAACUAUGCGGGCCUGCAGGUCAGCUACACCUACGGCGCCCGCUAUAUUUAUACCGAAAUUGUCAUCCUCAACGACAAUUUCCUGCGCCUCUCGGCAUGCGUGGACGCAUUCCAGACGCCCAUGUCUUCGUCUGUCAUAACGGUGCCUGCCGCGCGGCCGGUGCAGUACAUGGACCGCCAGGGCAAUCCCACGCACCGCGUCCGUCUCACAGCGCCGCACACUGAACUGACCAUCCUCGCUGUUGGCAAUGUUCGUCUCAUCAGCCCGCCGUGGGCUAUCGAAGAGGUGGCGAUGAGCGUUCUUUCAUACGAUGCCGGCUCGGAUGAGUACCUGUCGCCGACGCCGAUGGUGGACCCGGAGAAGGUGGCAGAUGCCGCGCGGCAGAUCGCCGACGGCAGUCAGGGGUUGCUUGAGGUCGUGGACAGCGUGGUCGGCUGGGUGUAUUCGAAUAUCACCUACAUUCGCGGCAGCACGACAGUCGCCACGACAGCGGAACAGGUGAUGCAGACGCGGCAGGGCGUGUGCCAGGACAUGACGCAUCUGGCGAUGGGGAUGCUGCGGGCGCUAGGCAUACCUACACGCUAUGUCAGCGGCCUGAUGAGCGGGCAGGUGGGCGAGACGCAUGCAUGGCUGGAGUUUCUGCAUCCGACGCUUGGCUGGCUACCGUCCGAUCCGACGCGCGGACAGCCCAUAGCCAGAGGCAUGGACCUCGUGAAGUUCGCCGCCGGGCGUGACUACACCCAGGCGUCGCCCAUAGAGGGAUCGUUCGUCUCGAAGGGUGCUGGCUGGCUGGAUGUGGUGGUUGCACAGGUCACGCCGUCGUUGGAGAGCAUGUCUUUCGACGACGCCAUGAGCCUCAUCGAGAAUGCGAAAUCUGCGUGA
Molecule: messenger RNA, 909 nt
Organism: Geodia barretti
Lineage: Eukaryota; Metazoa; Porifera; Demospongiae; Tetractinellida; Geodiidae
Source: the annotation of a GenBank genome assembly